Amphibalanus amphitrite is the source of this 588-nucleotide messenger RNA. RefSeq lists its product as uncharacterized. The transcript has 7 exons. Bases 1 to 588 code for a protein of 195 amino acids. The record is from RefSeq and is a predicted model, not a curated record. Lineage: Eukaryota; Metazoa; Arthropoda; Thecostraca; Balanomorpha; Balanidae.
AUGCUCAACACGUGCUGCUGCGGCCUGUUCUCAGUUCGUUCGGCAAGCUACUGCGUCGCUUUCUACACAUGCAUAUAUUUCCUGGUGAUGCUGACUAUCAGCGUGCUGGGCCUCAUUACUGUGGAACACGAGAUGAUCGCCCGUCCGGACCUGCCCCCAGUUGACACCAUGACCAUUGGUUUGCUGGCGAUGAUGGCCACCCUCUUCACUCUGGGUAUCAUCUCUGCCGGCAUGCUCCUCAUGGGACUUUGUAAGGGACGCGCGUGGCUGCUGGUCCCCAUCAUCUGCACCCUGACGGCCACCAUCGUCGCCGACCUUGUCGCCGUCAUCAGCAUCUCCGUCCAGGACUUGCUCACCCGUCAUCUGGUGGACGGGACCGCGGCCACACUUCUACUGCUCGAUCUCAUGACAAUGGCAAUCAACCUGUGGUGCAUAGUGUGCGUGGUGUCUCAGUACAGAAUCUACCGGGGCUCCAACGGACAGCUUACUGAGCUUGGCUCCAGCCUCCGGAGUAGUCCGCUGCAGAUGAACGGAAUCUCGACGCAGAAGGGAGUCGGCGAGGGCUGUGUGAACCCGGUCAAUGUGUGA